This is a messenger RNA of Coregonus clupeaformis (lake whitefish), 1100 nucleotides long. RefSeq names its product butyrophilin subfamily 1 member A1-like. The transcript is spliced from 5 exons. The record is from RefSeq and is a predicted model, not a curated record. Lineage: Eukaryota; Metazoa; Chordata; Actinopteri; Salmoniformes; Salmonidae. The coding region runs from base 98 to 859 and encodes 253 amino acids.
GGAUAUGUCAACUGGUCAUGAAUCCAUAGUGUCAUCUGAAGAUUCCAAAGCCGAAGAUAACUUUGUUACAACAGCUGGAAAUUGAAGGAGAGGGAUCAUGCAUUCAGGUCUGUGGCUGAGGUUGAUGACACUGACAGCUCUGACAGUUCGCAUGGCAGCUCAAAGUCCAGCGGUUUUCACUUUGAUGGUCCCUCAUGGUCUGAUCUUGACCGCGUUGAACUCCUCGGUCUCUCUGGCUUGUGAACUCUCACCUCUCUUCAAUGCGGAGCCAUUGGAGGUGCGCUGGUACCGGUCCGGUGACUUCAACAAACCUGCCUUGUUGUACAAAGAUCACAAGAUCCAGGAAGCCCCUGUGGACCCCCAGUACAGGGGCAGGGUGUCUCUAACUGGGGGGCUGGAGAGAGGGAAUGUGUCCCUGAGACUGGAGAGGGUCACACUGGAAGACAGGGGGGAGUAUAUAUGCCAAGUCACCAGUGACCAGUGGUAUGAAAAGGCCAGUGUCUUCCUCACAGUAAAUGUACUAGGUGGUACCCCAGUGGUCUCUGUUGCUGAAGCAAGAGGAGGAGGAAGUCAGGUGAACGUUACCUGUUCAUCAGAGAGAUGGUCACCACAACCUACACUCACCUGGAGAAACAAAGAGGGGACAGAGAUCAGAAAUGGACAAGAAGUACUCAACACUCCAGAUCCUCAGGGCUUGGUGAGUGUGAGUAGUUGGCUGCUGUAUUCUCCCUCAGACUCCGAUUGGCUCUCCUGUACAGUCUCUCUGUCUGAGGAGGUGAAGAAGGAGAGUAGAAUCCUGCCCAGAGCUCCAACGGAGAGUGAGAAUCUCAGAAAUCUUAAUCAGUAUCUCAUCAUUUAAUAUCUUAGUCAACUUAACACAAUAAGUUAAUUAUACCCACAAACCAGUCAACAAAAAAAACUUGGACCUGUUGUGAAAUGGACCUUGGGCUUUCCUACACGGACACCUACCUGAAUAAAUUAAUUCUUAAAAGAUAGAGACUUGGUCUGAACGGACCCAAGGACAACCAGACCCGGUCUGAUCCAAUCUGAGGGAAGCAGCAAAAGAACUUAACUGGAGCUGUUAAAGCGCGAUGGAGAGA